Maudiozyma saulgeensis is the source of this 2283-nucleotide messenger RNA. The record is from the annotation of a GenBank genome assembly. Lineage: Eukaryota; Fungi; Ascomycota; Saccharomycetes; Saccharomycetales; Saccharomycetaceae.
AUGGAUAAGUUUAAGAUACCAGGGUUUGGCAGGAAUGUUGGCCAUACCAAUACUCCACCGGACAUGAGCAAUGUGGAUCAAAGACCACGCCAUUUACUUGUUGCCAACUGUCCUAAUAACACAUUAGCCUUAGCUAACGUCGCUAGUGUUUCUCCAAAUGAUUUUCCAGAUAAUAUAUAUGUUAUUAUUGAUAACCUGUUUGUCUAUACUACUAAACAUUCUAAUGAAGUUGCUCCAGGUACAGUUGGUUUGAAUGGUAACCAGCGUAGUUGGGGUGGCUGGUCUUUGAAUCAAGAAGUUCAAGCAAGGGCUUUCGAUUUAUUUAAAUAUUCGGGUAAGAGAGCCUAUUUAGGUACUUUGGACAUUGAGAUUUCUUUCAGAUCUAGAGGUAAAGCUGUCACCACGCCAUUUGACCAAGACGAAUUAGCGGCUCAAUUCGCAAAGAAUUUUGAGUCACAGAUCUUUUCUGCAACUCAAUACUUAGUUAUGGAGUUUAAAGGUCAUUUCUUUGAUUUGAGGAUUAGAAAUUUACAAGCUAUUGAUUUAGGUGAUAUUGAAAUGAGCAACGAAGUCCAAACAAGAAUUGAAGCCAAAGGUAUCCUAACAAAGCAAACUCAAAUCAAUUUCUUCAAGGGUAGAGAUGGUUUGGUUAAUUUAACUUCUACUAACUCUAUGAGACCAAGAUCUGAUGCUGUCAUUAGAUCAGACUUUAAAUUUGAAGAUUUGGGUGUCGGUGGUUUGGAUAAAGAGUUUACUAAGAUCUUUAGAAGAGCAUUCGCCAGUAGAAUUUUCCCUCCAGCUGUAAUUGAAAAGUUAGGUAUCACACAUGUGAAGGGUCUGUUAUUGUAUGGUCCCCCAGGUACAGGUAAAACACUGAUUGCCAGAAAAAUUGGUAAGAUGUUAAACGCCAAAGAACCAAAGAUUGUUAACGGUCCUGAAAUUUUAAGUAAAUAUGUUGGUUCUUCAGAAGAAAAUAUUCGUAAUCUUUUCAAAGACGCUGAAGCUGAAUAUAAGGCUAAAGGUGAUGACUCCUCAUUACAUAUUAUCAUCUUCGAUGAAUUGGAUUCUGUGUUUAAACAAAGAGGUUCAAGAGGUGAUGGUACUGGUGUCGGUGACAAUGUUGUUAACCAACUCUUAGCAAAGAUGGACGGUGUUGACCAAUUGAACAAUAUCUUGGUUAUCGGUAUGACCAAUCGUAAAGAUUUGAUUGAUAGUGCUUUGUUACGUCCAGGUAGAUUCGAAGUUCAAGUUGAAAUUCAUCUUCCAGAUGAACCAGGUAGAUUGCAAAUUUUUGAAAUUCAAACCAAGAAAAUGAGAGAAAAUAAAAUGAUGGAUAGUGAUGUUGAUCUUGCAGAAUUGGCUAAAUUGACAAAGAACUUUUCUGGUGCAGAAAUAGAAGGUUUGGUUAAGAGUGCAAGUUCUUUUGCUAUAAAUAAAACGGUUAAUAUUGGUAAAGGUGCUACAAAGUUAAAUCAAAAGGACAUUGCUAAAUUAAAAGUCACUAGAUCUGAUUUCAUGAAUGCUCUAAGGGAAGUUACACCAGCAUUCGGUAUUAAUGAAGAGGACUUGAAAAUGUGUAUGGAGGGUGGUAUUAUUAGAUACUCCGAUAGAGUAAACGCUAUAAUUAAGAAUGGUGAACGUUACGUUCGUCAAGUUCGUGAAAGUGAAAAAUCCAGAUUGGUCUCUUUACUACUUCAUGGACCACCAGGUUCGGGUAAGACAGCAUUAUCUGCAUCCAUUGCCUUAAAAUCAGAAUUCCCAUUUAUCAGAAUGAUUUCCCCUGGUGAACUUUCCGGUAUGUCAGAAAACGCAAAGAUUGCAUACAUUGAUAGUACCUUUAGAGACGCAUAUAAAUCACCAUUAAACAUUCUAGUGAUUGAUUCUAUUGAAACAUUAGUUGAUUGGGUUCCAAUAGGUCCAAGAUUUUCCAACAAUAUUCUACAAGUUCUGAAGGUUGCCUUGAUGACAAAACCCCCUGAGGGACGUCGUCUCUUAAUUAUGACGACUACAUCUACGUAUAGUGUGCUGAAACAGAUGGACAUAUUGAGUUGUUUUGACAACGAAAUCGCCAUUCCAAACUUGACAAGCUUGGAUGAAUUCAACAAUGUCUUGAUGGAUACAAAAUUCCUACAGGAUGAAGAUAGAGUUAAAGUCGUUAAUGAAUUAAGCAGAGUGACUCCAAACUUCAAUAUUGGGAUCAAAAAGACCUUGACCAAUAUUGAAACAGCUAGACAUGAUGAUGACCCAGUUAAUGAGAUUAUAGAGUUGAUGACACAGGCCUGA